AUGCUGGUCUACACACCCAGCGGCCUCAUAGCCCAACACGGGCUUCUUUUGCUUCUGCUCCUCGCAGCCUGGAAGGCGGGGAGCGGCCAGGUUCACUACUCGGUCCCGGAGGAGGCCAAACACGGCACCUUCGUGGGUCGCAUCGCCCAGGACCUGGGGCUGGAGCUGGCGGAGCUGGUGCCGCGCCUUUUCCGACUGGCGUCCAAAGGCCACGGGGACCUUCUGGAGGUAAAUCUGCAGAAUGGCAUUUUGUUUGUGAAUUCUCGGAUCGACCGGGAGGAGCUGUGCGGGCGGAGCGCGGAGUGCAGCAUCCACCUGGAGGUGAUUGUGGACAGGCCGCUGCAGGUUUUCCAUGUGGAGGUGGAGGUGAAGGACAUUAACGACAAUGCGCCCAUCUUCUCAGUCUCAGAACAAAAGCUUUCGAUACCGGAAUCUCGACUGCUUGACUCCCGGUUUCCGUUAGAAGGCGCCUCUGAUGCGGAUGUUGGAGAGAAUGCAGUGCUGACUUAUAGACUCAGUCCAAAUGAGUUUUUCAUUCUUGAUAUUAUAAACAAAAAAGACAAAGGCAAAUUUCCAGUGCUUGUUCUAGGAAAAAUGCUAGAUCGUGAAGAAAACCCUCAGCUUCAGUUGUUAUUAACGGCAACUGAUGGAGGCAAACCGGAAUAUACAGGAUCUGUUACUCUGCUGAUCUUGGUAUUGGAUGCCAAUGAUAAUGCGCCUAUAUUUGACCGAUCUGUUUAUGAAGUAAAGAUGUAUGAAAAUUCAGCGAACCAAACUUUAGUAAUAUGGCUAAAUGCGUCUGAUGCAGAUGAAGGAAUAAACAAGGAAAUGAUAUAUUCAUUUAGUGCUUUGGUUUCUCCCAGCAUAAGAAGGAAAUUUCUAAUGAAUGAAAAAACGGGAGAAAUAAGAGUAAAUGAUGCUAUUGACUUUGAGGAUAGUAACACUUACGAAAUUCAUGUAGAUGUUACAGAUAGAGGAAACCCACCCAUGGUUAGUCACUGCACCGUCCUAGUGGAAGUUCUGGAUGAAAAUGAUAAUCCACCUGAGGUGGUUAUCACUUCUUUGGCUCUCCCGGUGCAAGAAGAUGCUCAGGUCGGCACCGUCAUCGCCCUAAUCAGCGUAACUGACCAUGACUCUGGCGCCAACGGGCAGGUGACCUGCUCACUAACACCCCAAGGCCCCUUCAAGCUGGUGUCCACCUUCAAGAAUUACUAUUCGCUGGUGCUGGACAGCGCCCUGGACAGAGAGAGCGUGGCGAACUACGCUCUGGUAGUGACCGCACGCGACGGAGGCUCGCCUUCGCUGUCGGCCACGGCCAGCGUGUCCGUGGAGGUGGCCGACGUGAACGACAACGCGCCGGCAUUCGCGCAGCCCGAGUACACGGUGUUCGUGAAGGAGAACAACCCGCCCGGCUGCCACAUCUUCACGGUGUCGGCGCGCGACGCCGACGCGCAGGAGAACGCGCUGGUGUCCUACUCGCUGGUGGAGCGGCGCGUGGGCGAGCGCGCGCUGUCGAGCUACGUGUCGGUGCACGCGGAGAGCGGCAAGGUGUACGCGCUGCAGCCGCUGGACCACGAGGAGCUGGAGCUGCUGCAGUUCCAAGUGAGCGCGCGCGACGCGGGCGUGCCUCCCCUGGGCAGCAACGUGACGCUGCAGGUGUUCGUGCUGGACGAGAACGACAACGCGCCCGCGCUGCUGCCGCUGCCCGGGGCGCGCGGCGGGGGCGGCGCGCUGAGCGAGCCAGUGUCGCGGGCGGUGGGCGCGGGCCACGUGGUGGCCAAGGUGCGCGCGGUGGACGCGGACUCGGGCUACAACGCGUGGCUGUCGUACGAGCUGCAGCCGGCGGCGGGGGGCGCGCGCAGCCCGUUCCGCGUGGCGCUGUACACGGGCGAGAUCAGCACGACGCGCGCCCUGGACGAGGCGGACGCGCCGCGCCAGCGCCUGCUGGUGCUGGUGAAGGACCACGGCGAGCCGGCGCUGACGGCCACGGCCACUGUGCUGCUGUCGCUGGUGGAGAGCGGCCAGGCGCCCAGGCCGUCGUCGCGGGUGUUGGCGGGCGGCGCGGGCGCGGGCGCGGGCGCGGGCGCGGCGCUGGUGGACGUCAACGUGUACCUGAUCGUCGCCAUCUGCGCGGUGUCCAGCCUGUUGGUGCUCACGCUGCUGCUGUCCACGGCGCUGCGGUGCUCGGCGCCGCCCAGCGAGGGCGCGUGCGGGCCGGGGAAGCCCACGCUGGUGUGCUCCAGCGCGGUGGGGAGCUGGUCGUACUCGCAGCAGAGGCGGCAGAGGGUGUGCUCUGGGGAGGGCCCGCCCAAGGCCGACCUCAUGGCCUUCAGCCCCAGCCUUCCACCGUGUCCAGUACCAGAUGUGGAAAUGGAAGGAGAGUCUUCUGGAGGGGACUACUCUGGAAAGGUGGGUUAUUACUUUUUUAAUUUCCAUAUGUUGAUCUGUGAAUAAUUUAUUAAUCGCUUUUUGCCCUCAUGCAUAUGUCUCAGAAUAUCUUCAUCCUUUCUAAUAUAG
Messenger RNA from Nyctereutes procyonoides (raccoon dog), 2517 nucleotides. Its product is annotated as protocadherin alpha-10-like. The record is from RefSeq and is a predicted model, not a curated record. Gene Ontology annotation, biological process: homophilic cell-cell adhesion. NCBI's taxonomy places the organism in Eukaryota, Metazoa, Chordata, Mammalia, Carnivora, Canidae. The transcript has a single exon. Gene Ontology annotation, molecular function: calcium ion binding. Gene Ontology annotation, cellular component: plasma membrane.